Messenger RNA from Ruditapes philippinarum (Manila clam), 1644 nucleotides. Its product is annotated as probable ATP-dependent RNA helicase DDX23. Gene Ontology annotation, molecular function: RNA binding; RNA helicase activity; ATP binding. NCBI's taxonomy places the organism in Eukaryota, Metazoa, Mollusca, Bivalvia, Venerida, Veneridae. Gene Ontology annotation, biological process: mRNA splicing, via spliceosome. Gene Ontology annotation, cellular component: catalytic step 2 spliceosome. The record is from RefSeq and is a predicted model, not a curated record.
CAACAAAAGAAAGACCAGUCCAAAUUUUAUGGAGAUUUACUGGAGAAAAGAAGAACAGAUGAUGAAAAGAAUCAAGAAAAGAAACGACUAAAAGAUGUAAAGGCGAAGGAAAAUAAACGAAGGUUUGAUGAUCGACAUUGGACCGACAAAACUUUACCGGAAAUGACAGAGAGAGACUGGCGUAUUUUUAAGGAGGACUAUAAUAUCAGUUGCAAAGGAGGCCGAAUACCAAACCCUAUCAGGAAAUGGAAAGAAGCGAGCUUGCCUAAAGAUCUGCUUGACAUUAUAGACUCUAUUGGUUACAAGGAGCCAUCACCUAUUCAGAGACAGGCAAUUCCCAUUGGCUUACAGAACCGUGAUGUCAUCGGUAUUGCGGAAACUGGCAGCGGUAAAACUGCCGCCUUCCUUAUCCCUCUUCUUCAAUGGAUUACAUCGCUACCAAAAAUAGAAAGGAAAAUAGACAUAAUUGAUAAGGGACCAUAUGCCAUAAUUCUGGCACCGACUCGUGAAUUAGCCCAGCAAAUAGAAGAGGAAACGAUCAAAUUUGGAAAGUCAAUUGGUAUCCGAACUGUAGCAGUUAUUGGUGGUAUUUCGAGAGAGGAGCAAGGGUUCAAACUCCGCCAGGGAUGCGAGAUUGUAAUAGCUACGCCAGGACGUCUUAUUGAUGUUUUAGAAAAUAGGUACCUAGUUUUAGCCCAAUGCACAUAUGUGGUAUUGGACGAGGCUGAUCGUAUGAUAGACAUGGGUUUCGAGCCGGACGUGCAACAAAUACUGGAAUAUCUUCCGGUCACCAACAUGAAACCGGACAAUGAUGAUGCAGAAGAUAAUGAAAAGAUGCUGGCCAACUUCAACACAACACAGAAAUAUAGACAGACGGUGAUGUUCACAGCCACUAUGCCACCGACGGUAGAGAAACUGGCCAGGAAAUAUUUGCGACGACCGGCUGUUGUUUACAUAGGCUCAGCCGGUAAACCAACAGAACGUUGUGAACAGAUUGUAUACAUGAUGAAUCAACAAGAGAAAAGGAAGAAGUUACUGGAGAUUCUACAGGCAGGAAUAGAUCCUCCAAUCCUCAUCUUUGUUAACCAGAAGAAAGGUGUUGACGUUCUUGCUAAAUCCUUGGAGAAGAUGGGAUUCAACGCAACAACACUUCAUGGUGGUAAAGGUCAGGAACAGAGAGAGUUUGCUUUGGCUAGUUUAAAGGGAGGAACAAAAGAUAUCCUGGUAGCUACAGAUGUCGCUGGUCGUGGUAUAGACAUAAAAGAUGUCUCUCUGGUCAUCAAUUAUGAUAUGGCGAAGAAUAUUGAAGAUUACACACAUCGUAUUGGUCGUACAGGACGUGCUGGAAAAUCUGGUGUAGCUAUUACUUUUCUUACUAAAGAGGACAAUUUGGUGUUCUAUGACCUAAAACAAGUGAUAAUGGCAAGUCCAGUAUCCUCAUGCCCACCGGAACUUGCAAAUCACCCAGACGCUCAGAAUAAACCAGGUGUGGCUGUUUUUAAAAAGCGGAAAGAUGAAACAGUGUUUAUUAAUUAAUGUUAUCAGAGAAAAUGUAAAACUGUUACACUGGAUAAACGAUUAGUUGUUUUGACUCAGAAAGUUUUUGUUACGGUCUUAUUGCUUUCUUUAUGAAAGAUACAUAUA